UGUAUUUUUAUGGGAUUGUGCUUUGAUAAGAGCACGUCUGUAAAAUCCUGUGUCUCCUUAUAACACUUGAAGUGCGAGCUAAUGGAGGUUUUGUACACCAGCUGCCAGUGAGUAAAUCAGCUCUCCGUUUGUGGUUAUCUGCGCUGAGGAAGAAGAAAAGACUUGAUCUCGUCAAGCCAAGACAACAAGAAAACAAACAUUACUCAUUUGAUGGUCAUGUGCCUGCUGAGUCCUAUCCUAUCAAAUGCCUUGCUGUCUGGCCUAAUCGGAAGUUGAGAAUGUGUCUUCAGUCAGGACGUGUGCCUUUACUGAACGGGACUGGAUUGUCGCAAACUUGGUGCGUUUGAAACCGACGACAUUUACCCGAGUUGGUAUCAGCAUUGUGUAUGAAUCACAGACGUGUUGCUUUACUGCUGGGAAGGUGCAGGCGAUUGCCAUAACAACGUCUGAUGCAGUCGUCCGUCACUCUGCCUUUUAUUUUAUUUUGAGAAUCUAUCCGUGGAAGAUCAGAAGGCCUGAACUGCUAGCUUCAUAUCAAUUGAAUUUAGGAAUUUAAAUUUCAAGACUUCCAUUUCAAGAAGGGCACGGUCAGCUGUGCAUUGUGUUUAAUGAGCAUUUCAGCGCUUGAAACCCUAAUUUUCUGAAGAUGAAGGAUCUCUGUCGUGUCUGUGCCAGCAGGCUUCAAGGAAAUCAGCGUCGCUGGAUUUUCAGCAUCGCUGGCAAAAGGAGGUUGCAAGUUGUUCUGUCUUUCGUGUUGGACCAUAUAGUCAAUCGCGAUGGUGAAGGAGAAUUCUUGUGCAGUAAAUGUGUCUUUAUGUUGGAGAAGGUAUUUAAAUGCGAUAUCGUUAUUGCGCAUGUCCGGGCCCUUGCUGUUGAGAAGCUACAGAGCAUUACGGCAGAGAAGGAGCAGCUAAUUCAGUGCAUUUCUCGUUUGUAUUAUCGAUACAAUAAGAAGCCUCCAGGUCCCCAAUACCAGGAGCUGAGCUACACUCCGGAGGCUGCCAGUCUGCCUCGUGAGAAUUACAGCAGGCUCCUGCAAGCCGAAUUUUCCCUUUAUGAAUAUGAACAUAAAACACCAAGAAAAAACAGUAACGGGCGCUUCAGCUGCUCCAGCUGCCGACAUGCACCCACUCGUGGGCACAGAAUGAGAAAGUGCUUCAGUUAUGACUUGUCACGUGUAACGGAUUGUUUGUAUGAUUCGGUGUACUCGACCCCAAGAUGGUCCACACGGGGUGGCAGGUCAGGAUCUGCUCGUGUCCCUCCAUUAAGCAGGCAAUCACCCAGUAUGUGUUUUGAGUUGAUACAGAGGAGCAGCAUGUUGGCAGAGAAGGAGAGCAGUGGACUCAGUCUGAAGCAAUCCCUUUGUGCAGAGAUCUCAGAGAGUCCAUCACUGGCGUCAUUAAAUCUAAGCAGAAUCGAUUGGAAAAUCGACGAAGAACCUGAGGAAUUUCAGCUAACGUCGGAAUCUGAUUGUGCAGCGCUGGGUGGGUGCUGCCUCCAAAUGAGGGAGUCUGUUGCUGAGGCAAUUCAGCAAAUAAGUCAUUUUCAGUGCAAACCGGUGCCAUUCCAGUCACACAGCAAGAUCCCAAUAGCUGUGUAUUCUGCACGGAGACCAGCAUCAGGAUGCAGCAGUGCAAGGACCCCUGAUCUUGAAGGAGCUAGGUCUGUGCAGAAACCCUUGGAAGACAUGGAAGAUGAAUAUAUUCCCCUAAAAACUGAGAACCUGGUUGAGAAACAUAGGCAAUUUGGGCAGCUGGAGAUGGAAGCCAGGCAACUAAACUCUGAUCUGGAGAGGGCCCAGACUUCUAUCUGUGCACUGCAGGAAAAGCUAAAGGAAGCAGAGCAAGCCAACAAGAUCCUGCAGGAACAUGUUGAGGAAAAGAAGAGCAGUCUGACAACUGAGAAGCAGAACAGUCUGAAACGAGAUAAAACCAUUCAAGGACUGACUCUGGCUCUGAAGGCCAAAGAGAAAGAGAUUGAAGAGCUUUGUCAUGAAAUUGAAGAUCGGGACGAUGCACUGGCAAAAGCCAGAGAUUCGUUACAUAAGGCUCAACUUCAGAAAUUCCAGGGAGCAGAGGAGUAUCAAAGCCUUUUAACUGAGAAGGAAACAGAGUUGGCAGAGUUGCGCGUUGGGCACAAUGGGAAAGCGAUGGAGACACAGAAGUUACAGCGAGCAUUAAACCGACAAGAGCAGGAACUGAACGACUUGAAUCAAGCCAAGGGUCAGCUGGAGAGAGAGCUGGAAGAUAUGCAUCUUCAGAAAAACAAGGGCGACAAGGCAGUCAAUGAACUUCGGAAUCAACUAGAGAAAUUGCGCGGUGAGCUGACAGCCAAGGAGCAGGCAAUGGAACAACAGUAUAAAACCCUGCUGAAUGAGAGCAAACUGAAACUGCAGAGCCAGGAACUAGUCAUCGAGCGCCUAACCGACAGCUUAAACAACAAAGAUCAACUGCUCCAGGAUUAUAUGGAGUUGGCAAAAGGAGCUCAGCUUGGAGGGGAUCAGAGUCCCAGUGGAAAGGACGCCUUGCUGGCUAAAUUGCGUGACCGACUAAAAGAGAAAGACAAAGCCCUUGAGCGAGCCAUUGAUGAGAGAUACGCGGCUAUCGACGAAAAGGAGAAUGAGAUUCGGCAGCUGCGCUUAGCUUUGCGAGAAAAGGAGCACGAUUUAGAUCGCCUGAACAGUCUCUUUGCCAACAAUGAGGAAACCAUCAAUAGUCUGGACGGUGUCAUUAAAGAGAAAGACAUGGAGUUGCAACAUCUCACAAAUACCUGCAAAAAUUUACAAAGAGUGAAACAAGAGCUUGAGGAGAGCCGGGCGCGAGCACUUCGGGAGAAGGAUGCCAUUAUUUCACAGCUGGAGAACUCCCUGAAAAGCAAGACCCAGAGUUUGGAGGAAAUGACAGAUACGCUGUUGAGCCAGGCUCAGAGCGACACCAAAGACUUGGCAGAGCAGUUGAGUCAGCGGUUGAAGGUGAAGGAGAAGAUGCUGGAGGAAGCUUGGGUGGAUCAGAAAGACCUGAGCUCCAAGCAUGAGAGGGAAGUUGAGGACUUGCUGAAUCUUAUCAGCAACAAGGAUAAUCUGUUUAAGGAGGCAUCUGAACGUUAUAAUCGUAAAUUGUCUGACCUCAAUCGUGAGAUACAGGAAUUGGAGCGGCAGCUUGCUGAUAAAGGGCGUGAUCUCUUGAGUUUGGUGAAACACGAUUCCAUGCAAAACCAGGAGCAGAUCCUGGAAAUGGCUCAACUUAAAGCUGCUUUGGACGAAAAAGAUAAGAUUAUCAACAAACUGGUGGAGCAUGGGCAAGAGAAGAAUGAGUACUUUGCCCAGCUGAAGGAUCAAGGAACUCUGAAUCCUCCACAUGUUCUUGAGUUAAAACAAACCAUCAAAAUACUGCAGGAACAACUGGAAGAGGCCAAAUUAACUCAACACACUUCGGUGGAGGAUGAGAUUGUUGUCAAAACAUCUCAAAGCAAGAAGGGUUUGAUCUACCUCAAAAAAGAGCUCGCUAAAAAUACAGAAGAACUAAACAACGCCUUGAAGAAAGAAAACGAGGCUAAGAUGGAGGUAGCUCGACUCCAGUCUGUUCUUGAGUGCCUGCACAAGCAGAUUCAAGCACAGGCGGCAAGUAUUGAAUCGUUGUCUAACACCAUGCAGGUCAAGGAUGAAAUCAUAAAGGAACUUCAAGCGAGACUGAACGCCUCAUCCGAGGUGAGGGAAGUGGAGCAUUUUACAAGUGAAGUGAUUGUGCUGAAGGAGGGUAUCCAGAGACCGGAUCACCCUCCGAGGGAACGUACCAUCAUAGGGGGAGACAGCCAACAGUAUGCCACGACCACAGAAGAUGAGCUGUCAGAAGACCAGUUGUACCAGGCACUAAAAGCAGAACAGCAGCUCUACUCCAGGCUCAUCAAAGCAGUGAAGGAACCAGACAGCCACAGUCGUAUCCAAGCCUUGCAGAUGGAGCUGACGGCUGUCCAGCUGUUGCGGCAGCAGCUCGAAGAAAGCAUCCGAUCCAAUCAAGAUUUGCAGAAGAAGCUAGAAGAGCAAGUCCAAGAGACAAAGAGGAAAGAAGCCACCACGCCUAAGAUGCACGAGGCUGACCUGAGAGAAAUGGAGGCAUUAAGGCAUCAGUUGGAAGACUCCCAGCGCUGGAAUGCAUCAUUGCAGACUCGGUUUGGGCAGAUGCAGACGAGGGGCGGUGGAGUGGGGGCAGCCAAUGAUUCUGGUGACACUUUCACAACCUACGGAGACCAGACCUCGUAUUUGAGCAUUUGCCUGGGCGAGUACGAUAACCUGGAGAUAGGAAAGCUUUCCCUGCUAGAACUCAGGCAGAGGGUUAUUGACCUUCAGAUGAUUGUGAAAGAAUUGCAAAUGGCUAACCAAGAACUCCGAGAAAGGGAAGUUUUGUCAGAGCGUUCUAUAUUGGGCUCUGAAUCCCAAGAAAAGACGGAUGUACCAGCAAUGGCAGCUCAGAUAAAUUUCCUUGAACAGAAGCUGGAAGAGUCCAUGAAAACUAUCACACAUCUUCGGGAACAGCUACAAACCCUUAACCAAGCAAGUUCAGGGAGCGAAGGAAUGCAGGCGGUGUCUAAAGAUGACAAAUGUAUGCAGACAUCCCCUGAAAUUCCACUCGUGUCAGAGCCUGUGUCAGGACAGGAUUCCUCCAUCCAUAUCCGUAAACCAGCAACUGGGAAACCUCAGGAGUUGCCUGCCUCAAGGUCUCGAUCGAGUAGUGCCACUAGUAUUGCUCAGACUGCAGACCUGGUUUUGGAGGAGCUAACCAGGAUUAAACAGGAAUUGGAGGACACGUCUAGACAGCUGCAGGAUGUGACCAGCCGUCUGGAGAUGACACAAGGCCGCCUGCAGGAAAGCGAGGCUGAGAGGCACAACCUGGAGCAGGAAGUGGACCUCAUGAGGUCUUUGCUAAACGAGAAUGGUGUAUUAUCAAUUCCUGAGCUCAGGACAGAAAUUGUCAGGUUGAGAAGCGAAGUGACUGUCCUGCGAGAUGGGCUUGGUGAAAAUGUGUCCGAGGGAGAAACUGAGGACAGAAAUGAAAAGACUGACGUUGACCUGAGGGAGCUGGUUACGGAGUUGAAGGUUAAACUUAAGAACAGCAAAAGGGUUAAUGACUUCCUUAAACGGCAAGUGGAACUUAACUCUUCCACAGAGGGCGAGAACAGUUUUAACCCUGAGUUGAUUGUAAACAUGGCAAGAGAAAUAGAACGUCUGGAGGCUGAACUGGAAGCUGCCAAACAAAAACGAGCGAGCAUGGAUGGAAGAGCUGAAGAAAUGAAGAGGAAAGGGGUUCCACAAACGAAUCUGCCACGUUCGAAGUCUUUGGAGUUGAGAACGCAACAACCAAAGAAGACCGAAGAGAUAUCUGAUGGAUCUGUUCGAUCUGACAGCUCAGUCACUGUCACAGUCAAUACGAGGUCUCGUCUCCCUAUUCCACUGAAGCAGACGAGAUCCACCAGCAGUGUGAGCGUGGCCUCCAGCCAGGACACGGCGUCUGACAACCAGCAGCAAGUUGAUCGGUUGAAGGGAUUAUUGAAAGACUGCAAACUGCAGAACAGGCAGCUGCAGAUUGAACUGUGCACUGCUGAAGCAACAAUUAGCAGCCAGGCAGAGAAAUUGAAACUUCAUUGUUCUCCCCAAGCUGAGGCCUCUUUGGAGCAAGAUGAUAAAGAAGUCCAAGUGGACUUUCAGGACCUUGGUUAUGAAACCUGUGGAAAAAGUGAAACUGAGGCGGACAGAGAUGAGAGCAGUAGUCCAGACACAGCCAGCCGUUUGCCAGGCCACCACUGCAGCGAUUCAAACAUCCCGUCUCUACUUAAACUCGACCGCCGUUUCUUUUCCAUGGAGAAUCUUGACACCAACUCAUCGACUUCCUACCCCAGCUCGCCAAGUUUGAUUUCACCCAAAGUCAGCUUGAAGAACCUCAAUGUAUUUGACGAGUACGGACAGACCGACAACACAAGUGAGCUCCAAAUCCAAAUCCACGAACUGAAAGCGCAAAUUGAGAAGUACCAGAAAAUCGUUCACCACCUUCACGCUCGUAUACGUAAGAAUUCUCUAUCGAGCGAUCAGUUGACCAUCUCCGAUCACAGUCAACAAGCAAAGAGCUCCUACGAAGGGCAAUAUUUGGACCCGGUUCAAAAGGAGGACGUACAUUGCUCCAGUCAGAGAAGACAUUCCAUACAGUCUUCAGACUUGUCUAUUCGAAUCAGGCAGAAGAAAGGAAACCAUUUGGAUCACAUGCCAAGAUCCCAAAGUAUGGAUUUCGGAAACCAGGACGAUCGAGGAAGCUGGUCAGUAUCUCAGUUUGCGGAGAACGGAGAACAGAUGCAACAGCUGAAGAGACGAGUGAUAAAGCUGGAGGAUCAGAUACAAAAAGAGAGAGCUAUGAAUGAGAGGCUUCAGGGACAACUGCGUCACGUCCAAACUAAGUUGGCAGCAGCAUCCCCGGCAAGAUAUGAUCCACUAAUACAGUCCCAAGCAAGAGAUCUGUCGCACCUCCGCCAGCAAAUUAAAGAAAGCUGUAAUAUCUGUACCUUGCACUACCAACAACUCGUGGGUCUUACCAAAGGCUUUGAGGAACUUCUGCAGGCCAGCGAUGUUGAUUAUUACAUCGGAGAGGCAUUCCGUGAGCAGCUUGAUGAGAGCUUGCAGCUGGUGGUUAAGCUGGAAGGCAACCUUGACAAUGGGGAAAUAUCCUCAGUUGGUGGAGACCACACGUUUCUUGAUUUGGCUCAAAGUCCUCGCAACCUACAGCAUGAAAUUCUGUAUCUUCGAAAGCAGCUUGAGAGUGAACGAAGUCAGCUGCAAAAGCAGUUGAAUGACCUCCUGCUUCAGAAUCAGUCCUUGUCACAGUCAACUAAAGAACAACUUGACCAACUUACAAAAGAGGUUCAGGAGAAGAACAAAACCAUUUGUCACCUGGAGCAACAGCUAAGAGCUCAGUCGCACAUGUCCAACAGCCACCUCUCUUCAUAUUGCGAGGCAUCGGAUCAGAGCUCCGUUCGUUCACACGAAAGUCGGUCAACCACUCCCGAAGCACGGAAGAUUGGUGAAAACCUAAUUCACGACUACAGUGUUCGGCACAGUCGUUUACAGAGGAGGCUUUCGCAAGAUUCAGACGAUAUUGCCAAGUACCGAUCAUCUUCUCAAAGUGGUUUCUCAGCUGCCGGCUCGAGUACAAACCUGCAGAUUAAUGAGCAGACGGCAGAGCGAAAAACACGGUCUGGACUUUCCAUCACUCCAGAUGACAAGGCGCUACAUCCUGAGGAUGUGGCAGGGAGCCCAUUGCCAGUACAAACGUUGCCUCACAGUGACAGGACAAGUGAAAAUGUUGGUGCUCAGACAUCUUUGCUUAACCAGAAGCUGUUUGAGCUGCAGAGAGAAAACGCCACCUUGCAUGACCAGCUGAAGAGCAAAGAAGACCUGAAUGAGACAUUGAGGACGGAACUGGACUUGCAUCGAUCCAUCUUGACAGAGGGACAAGAGGGGACUGGUCACCAGACCACUCGCUCACUCGACAGUGAUCGGUCUUUAAAAUCGAACCAGCAGAUUGCAAUGUCCAAAGAGCAAAGAUUUGACUCUGGCCUAAGUGCUGCAGAUUUAUUAGCUGAGCACCUUCAUGAAAUCCGCAGCCUGAGGGAGCGUCUGGACGAAUCGAUCAGAAACAACGACCGGUUAAGAGAACAACUUGAGCGGCGACUGGCUGAAGCUGAGCGUGAUCCAGCUUCCACAAAUAUCUUCAUCCACGGCUCAGAAGAACACAGUCACCUGACCGACAAGAUUCAUUACCUGAAAGAACAAAACCAGGCUUUAAAGGAGGAACUGAUGAGAGGUUCACGGGACAAGCAAAGGGAAAACGAGAAACUGAAAGAGUCGCUUUCGAAGAGGAAUGUCACCAUCGAACACCUGCGCAGCGAGUGCGAGCGAGUGAGGAGGGAGCAAGGGCGACUGCAGGCUAAAGCCAGCAGCGGUCACGAAGAAAAUAAACGACUCACUGACGAGCUGCAUCAAAGUUGCGAUGAAAUCAACAGGUUACAAAGAGAGCUCGCCUUACAGAACGAAAAGGUUACAGAGAACCAGCAGCUCCUGAAAUCACUACAAGUUGAACUUCGAGUAUACGAGCAGCUAAGAGAAGCCAAGGAAAAGAAAGCAGAACCCUCACAAGAUGCGACCUGUGGGCCAGCAAAGGAUUCCCAGGGUCCACUUGAUCUGAGUGAACUCCUGGCAGAGAUCCGCAGUUUACGGAUUCACCUGGAGCGCAGCAUUCAGACUAACAAUGCUCUGCGCCAGAAGCUUGAAGAACAGCUUCAAAAGGGAAGUGGGAAGAACGACAGCAGCCCAUCCACUAUUAAUAUCAAUUAUCUUCUGGCUAGAGACCAAACAUCUUCUGGGAGCAGACGCUUUUAUCAAGAUUUCAAAGCUGACAGAUCUGAUGCUGCUGGAGAUGGUAAAGAAACCUUCCAAUCUCUUGGAAUCCCAACUCCAAAACCUGCCGAUUUCCCCCCAGAAGUCAGUGUCACAGAUGGUUUACUGUUCCGAAUCCCGGGAGUCAAAUCUCUGCCGAAAGAUGACGUUGACAGCUCGUCACACUGCAGUGACAGUUCAGUGGAGAAUCUGUCACACAAACCCGCCAGACCUGUGUUAGGCCAUCGGAUCUGGGCGGACAAGAACGGACGGCUUGUGGUCGGGCUGCUGGAAGACUACAGUGCGCUGCGCAAGCUAAUCUCAGAGGGACGGCUGCUGAUUCGGGCCAUGGACACCCGCCUCCGAGAUUGUCUCAACACCGUUGCUCAACGGUCCACAGGCUCAAAGGAACCAGAUGAACCUUUCUUAAAGGACUUCUCGUCGGAUAUCAGCGCCAUGCAGCGGCUGCUCGAGGAAGCUGGGCGCUUUCUAAAGCUCUUCUGGAGGGUUUCCCUGCCAAGUCCUAUGGCCAACGCUGGGGGUCAACACAAAACGGACAAAAUUGUGAAGGACGAAAUACAUCAGCUGCGGAAGAAAUUGACUGAACAGGAGAGGCUUCUGUACGGCACGGUUAAACGCCUUCGCACAACAAACCAGCUUAAAGAGGGCAUGGAGAAGGUCAUCAUUGACCAGUUGUCGCUGACCCACAAUGUCCUGAAGACGGCUAGAGGAAAUCUGGAGAUGAAUCAUUACAUGGUAUUUGGUCUUAAAGGCUUUCCGAAGCCAAGUGAAGACACAACCCUCCGAUAUCCCCCUGGUAAAUGGGAACUAAUUAAUCCAGCGGCCCUCGAUGGCAGCGAUUCCAGCAAAGAUGCUGCCUCUACUUCUGAAGAGAAACACGACUCCUUGACCUCAUCACUUUGCAGCUAUUGAAGAAAUAACUAUUUUUAAAUGCCCGUAUUGUUUUGUUUAAAAACAUGAUUUGAGCUUUUUUUGCACAAGCUGAGUGCAGAGUGAGAUCUGCAUGUCUGUCCAAUAAACCCUUCUCAAAUACUUUGCAAAGGACUUUACACUCUGAACGGUACAGCUGUGAUUUCAGAUGUUACCUUAAAAAGUGAGAUGAGCAAAAAAAAAGGGAUUUUUAUUCAAAUGGGAUUGUAGAAACAGUGUUUAACAGUGUUAAAAUACUUUUUUUUUAAACUGCAGACUUUCAGCAAUAUUGUAACUUUGACCUCUGGUAAAAUAGUUUUAGAUGUGAACCUCUGUACAUUCCCUCAGUUUAACAAUAAGUAGACUGUAAAAAAAAUCAUUUUGUAAAUAAUAGAGGGGGUGUAUGUGUUUUGUUGCAUGAUUUUUUUAAUUCUGUGUAACGUCUCUUUUGUGGCUGUUGAGAUGCAUGUUUUAAAAGGAGACAAUGGUAUGUAUACUGCCUUGCCCUCAAACUACUCCUUUUUUUAUUGUAAAGAAUUCUUGCGAGCAAUUCCAAAGUGUGAGAAAGGGCCUGCCUUACUGUACAUUUUGCUGGAAUGUAUGGACCUCAAUCAGUGUUCUUUAUUUUUCUUAAUACAUUUUUAUAUUGUCA
Molecule: messenger RNA, 9998 nt
Organism: Callorhinchus milii (elephant shark)
Lineage: Eukaryota; Metazoa; Chordata; Chondrichthyes; Chimaeriformes; Callorhinchidae
Gene: cdk5rap2
Product: CDK5 regulatory subunit associated protein 2
Exons: 44
Coding region: 647-9349 (2900 amino acids)
Cellular component (GO): microtubule organizing center
Source: RefSeq, a predicted model, not a curated record